Sitophilus oryzae (rice weevil) is the source of this 1962-nucleotide messenger RNA. Its product is annotated as voltage-dependent calcium channel type A subunit alpha-1-like. The record is from RefSeq and is a predicted model, not a curated record. Gene Ontology annotation, cellular component: voltage-gated calcium channel complex; membrane. Gene Ontology annotation, molecular function: high voltage-gated calcium channel activity. The coding region runs from base 1 to 1962 and encodes 653 amino acids. Lineage: Eukaryota; Metazoa; Arthropoda; Insecta; Coleoptera; Curculionidae. Gene Ontology annotation, biological process: chemical synaptic transmission; calcium ion import across plasma membrane. The transcript has 12 exons.
AUGAAGUCGAGGACGAAAGGUCAGGGUGGCUGCGCGCGGUUCUGGCGUGCGGAGAAGCGGUUCCGCUUCACGAUACGGCACAUCGUCAAGAGCCAGUGGUUCUACUGGGGCGUCAUCAUGCUGGUGUUCUUCAAUACGUUCUGCGUGGCAGUGGAGUUCCACGGCCAGCCCCAAGUGGUGAACGAUUUUAUGAAUGUUAACUAUGCCGAAUAUGUGUUCCUGGGACUCUUCAUGUCGGAAAUGUUCAUCAAGAUGUACGCGCUAGGCCCCAGGAUAUACUUCGAAUCGGCCUUCAAUCGCUUCGAUUGCGUAGUUAUUUCUGGGUCUAUUUUUGAGGUAAUUUGGAGCGCAGUCAAAGGAGGCUCUUUCGGCUUGUCAGUACUCAGAGCUUUAAGAUUACUUAGGAUAUUUAAGAUACUGACUGGAGAAGACUGGAACGAAGUGAUGUACAACGGCAUCAACGCUCUAGGCGGGCCAAACAGUGGAGGCAUGGUUUAUUCUUUAUACUUUAUCAUUCUUAUGUUGUUCGGUAACUAUACGCUUCUGAACGUCUUCUUGGCCAUCGCCGUUGACAAUUUGGCCAAUGCCCAAGAACUCACUGCCGCCGAAGAAGAACAAGCAGAAGAAAACAAGGAGAAGCAAGCACUAGAGUUAGAAAAAGAAAUGGAAGCGCUCCAAAUGGAACACGGGAGCAAUCCCAGAGUGGAAGUUAGUUCGCCAAGUCCGCCUACCAGCAGAAGAAAAAAGAAAGAAGAGAAACCUCCAGAAGAAGAGGAAGAAAUAGUGGGACCCAAACCUAUGCUGCCAUACUCUAGCAUGUUUAUUCUUUCGUCUACAAAUCCAAUUCGUCGUGGUGCUCACUGGGUUGUGAACCUGCGUUACUUCGAUUUCUUCAUCAUGGUGGUGAUCUGCAUGAGUUCCGCUGCUCUAGCUGCCGAAGAUCCGGUCAACGAGCACUCGUUCAGGAACAACAUUUUGGAUAAGUUCGAUUACGCCUUUACCGGCGUGUUUGCGGUCGAAAUGUUCCUCAAAGUGAUCGAUCUGGGAGUGAUUCUUCACCCGGGGUCGUACUUGCGGGAGUUCUGGAAUAUCAUGGAUGCCGUGGUUGUAGUUUGCGCGCUGGUGUCCAUGGGGUUCGACUUUAUGGGCGGUGGAGGUGCCGCAGGGGCCAACUUGUCAACAAUCAAGUCGCUGCGAGUUCUUCGCGUACUUCGACCGCUCAAGACCAUCAAGCGAGUGCCCAAACUGAAGGCAGUGGGCCAGUAUUUUGUAUAUGAUGAUGACAGUGAUGUUCCAAGGGUAGAAUAUAGGAUGUGGCUACGCCAAAGGUUCCAUUACGAUGACGUUGCUAUGGCUAUGCUAACCUUGUUCGCUGUACAGACAGGAGAAGGAUGGCCAACAGUAUUGCAAAAUUCCAUGGCUGCCACCUACAGUGACCAAGGACCCAUUCAAAACUUUAGAAUAGAAAUGUCCAUUUUCUAUAUAGUGUACUUCGUAGUGUUUCCAUUCUUCUUCGUAAACAUCUUCGUGGCCUUGAUCAUCAUCACCUUUCAAGAACAGGGUGAAGCAGAACUUCAAAGUGGUGAAAUAGACAAAAAUCAGAAAUCUUGUAUUGAUUUUUGUAUACAAGCCAGGCCGCUGGAACGAUACAUGCCCAGCAAACGGAGCAGCCUCAAAUACAAAAUAUGGCGGAUAGUCGUGUCCACGCCUUUCGAAUACUUCAUCAUGAUGCUCAUUGUUUUUAAUACUUUACUUUUAAUGAUGAAGAUUAUUGACCAAUUCUUACCUGUUUUGUCCCAAAAGCCAAUAUUCUUAAAACAAACCAAACCCAAUCUUCUUAGUCCCAAACAGCAUACACAUACAUAUACACCUACACUGCCUCAUCAGCCUAUUAGAAUAGAACAUAGACACAAAGAUUUACAAAGGUUAGACAAAGGAAACUACAACUUGUUGAAGACUUAG